CACAUGUGGUAUUUUAGUGAGGAGCAAAUAGCAAUAGCUUCCCACUGAUAGAGAGCGACGGAGAGGAAAAAGAGAUUCCAUGGCGACUUCCAAGGUUAAAGCUUUCUGGAAUCACCCGGCUGGCCCUAAAACAAUUCAUUUCUGGGCUCCAACGUUUAAGUGGGGCAUCAGCAUUGCUAAUAUUGCUGAUUUCAACAAAGCACCAGAGAAAGUUUCUUAUCCUCAGCAAUUGGCUGUAACUGCUACCGGGCUGGUCUUCUCGCGAUACAGUACUGUAAUCACUCCGAAAAACUGGAACCUUUUUAGUGUCAACAUAGCCAUGGCUACAACAGGCAUAUGUCAGCUUACUCGAAAAAUCCAUCACGACUAUUUUUCGAAGGAGGAAAAAACUGAUGUUGCCCAAGAAUGAUGACGAUAAAAUUGAUCGCUAUAAUGUAACUGCGAUGGAUGCACACAUUUUUAGAUACUUUCCAAUAAUUUUGCGAUUUAUGUUUGUUUCAGAUUUUUGUAUUUUCCAAACCUAAAUUUAAUUGAUGCACCAAAUGUCAGAUGCUACAAUUAUUUCAAUUGUCUUCCUGUUAUAAAUCGCAUUUUUCUU
Messenger RNA from Impatiens glandulifera, 598 nucleotides. Its product is annotated as mitochondrial pyruvate carrier 3-like. Gene Ontology annotation, cellular component: mitochondrial inner membrane. Lineage: Eukaryota; Viridiplantae; Streptophyta; Magnoliopsida; Ericales; Balsaminaceae. Gene Ontology annotation, biological process: pyruvate import into mitochondria. The transcript has 5 exons. The record is from RefSeq and is a predicted model, not a curated record. Bases 80 to 409 code for a protein of 109 amino acids.